AUGGGAACUGGUGCUUCCACAACACGUGUGCAGCGGAUCUCCGCCGAUUCGAACAGUGCUCAACAGUAAGUCGAUUAUAAUGGCUGUGGCAAAAUGCCAUGGAGGGGAAUCUAUAUGGGGACAAGUGGAAAUUGUCGUCGGUUUAUAAGCACUUUUCAUAUUCGGUCGCUCUGGUUCUGAGCGCAUGAAAUGGACUAAUCAAAAAAGGACAUUACUUUUUACCAGGCACUUUUUUUAAUGUUUUUGAAUGCAGCAAAAUGAACAUGAUAUAGCUAAAGGAAAGUAUGAAGGCCAAAUUUAAGAUUAAAAGUAUGGGAAAAAGUCUAUGAUUCAAAGAGCAGUCAAGGUUGUACUUGAUGGUGGCGUUUUUCUCCCAAAGGAUAUCCAAAAACGAGUGUUUUUUCAAACAACGAUAGGUAUCAGUCUGUCGAAAAAAUAAUGAGCCGAGAAAAUGAAGUGCCGCGACAAAAUGAAGCUGCUUUUCACCUGAGCGGCACGAUCGACGCAGCCACUUUGCUCAUCAUUUUCCCGACAGACUGAUAAUUUUUGUUGGCACUGCAAUGUUUUAUAUGAACGCUUGGUUGAUUUCAUUCUGAUCAGAAAGCGUAGGCACUCCAAUCAGAUCCCGGAAAUUUCUAGAGGGCCUGAGGUUUGAGCGGGCUGGAAUUAUGAAAAUUUGGAGAGUCCCGGGCUGGACCGUUUUGUCAAAGAGGGUCGAAUAAAACCACUCGUUGUCAAUGGCCAAAAUACAACUUUGGGACUGUUUUUUUAUGACUUGAUGAUGACUUAUUGUUAGUAAAUAUCAAGUGAGAUACUAGUACUAAAAGUUCUAAACAAUUUGUUGGCGUGUCUGUACAGUGAAAAAAAACAUUUAAAUAUCUUAAAGAUUACCUUGUCCCCUUUUACCAUUUUUCUCCGAUAAUGACUACUUUUUUACAGUAAGAAAGCCCCAUCCGCUUUGAAUCAUGCACGAAGGCCCAGCUUGGGUGCUAUUAAUGACAGGCCUCGCAGAAAUGGAGUAAGUUUUUACACACUUAUGUUUUGCUCCAUAGCAGAAUCCAAAUACCUUUACUAACACAAUCUUCUAGAAGCAGCUGGACGCAAAGGUUAACGAAGACGAGCUGGAGCAAGAAAAUAAGAUCCAAAAUGUCAUAAUGGAGCAUAAACGACAUGAAGUUGAGGAAUUUGUGGAAGGAUUGAAAAGAGAGGUGAAUAAUAAAAAAAUGGGAUUUCUUUUCCACAUCGUAUUUUACCACCUCGAUUUCAGAUCACAACUCUAGAGCUGAAGAAUCGAGAGCUUCGCGAAGAAGUCAGCUGGCUAAAGGAGCAGUUGGGCGGGGCUCCCGAACUACCGAGUGCUUUCUCUACCGCCAAAAUAAAACCGAAUGGCAUUAGCGGUGAUCUGAAGGCAAUGUAUGUGGAACUGCUCGAUAAGUAUGAUGAGCUGGUAAGGCGACUUUUAAUUUGCAAUAGAUAGACCUCUUUUACAUUACGUAUGUAGAAAAAAGUCAGAAAUGAGGUCAGUGAGAUCUCAGAUUUGACAUCAAGAAUAUCGGUUGUACAUAGUAUAUGGCUCGGGGAGCCAUAUACUAAAAUCCAAAAAAUGUGUCAUUAUGACACCCAUUUAAAAUGUGCCAAUAGUAAAAAUAACAGCAGUAUGUGGCAGUAGUACUCCUUGGAGCACCCACAAAAAAAUCGAAGUUCAAAACUUUUGCAAUGCUCAAUUUGUACGACGGAUUUUCUGGAUUUUCUGGUUUUUCACUUUUUUUUUAUUUUUUUCGCAUCCACAAACUUUGUAGUGCCGGAAUUUUUUUUGACGUGCUCUGUGGCGUACUUCUAGCCAUAUAGGGCCCUUAUUUAUACCGAUGGCACAUUUUAAAACUGUGUCAUCAUGACACAUUUUAUCGACACACAAAGAUUUAUAAGUCCCGAGCCAUAAUAUUUAUGAUUUUUUGCAGAAGAAAGAAACCAACUCGAUAAAAAACACGUCUCAAAAGCAGAUCUCUGAACUUCAAAGCGAACUGAAAGAGCAGACCGAAAGAUACCAAACCAAAGUCAAGUUUGAGCAGGAGAUUCGAGAGAGAAUGGAGGGUAAGUGCCUAAACAGAUCCGCAAUACUCUGGACCUUUCAGAGGUCAUCCGUGAGCAUCUCGGCGAGGACUACUUGUUUGGGGUGCGGAGUUCAGUGGCGAGAGAUUCGAGUGCCUCGGUGAGUUCCAAUUCCUCGAUCGAGUUGAAGCCGUUGUGCCGGAACUUCCUGCCGAAGGGAGGGAGAAUGGUAAGUUUUCAACAGUUGGGCAGCCUAUCGUUUUUCUAGCAUAUAAUGCUAGAAAAAUGCAAUUCCUGCGGAAAUAUGAUCGUAUUUUCAGAGCACACCGCUUACGGACAGCGACGAGACGUUGAAUGGAAGGCAGCUUGAAAGCUAUGUCACCGACAAGCCACUGCCUCCAAUCGCCCCGCGAAACAGUUUGAAUGGGUUUGGACCGGCGAACGGGCUGGACUUGAGUCGGGUAAGCAUUCUACAGGGUUUAAUCACCACAAGGUCCCAUUUGUAAUCAUGUGAGAAGGCUAACAAUGGAAUUACUGCGAGUGCGCGCUCAGAUUUGGAUGAAACUUGGCACAAAUUCAGUAUAAUUUUUUCUAAGACAUAUGCGAGAAUCCUAGUUCGCGCUUUGCAGAAAAGAAGGAGAUUUUUAGGUCGAAAGCUGGAAAAAAUGUAACGCCGUUUUGCAAAUUUGGCGUAAGAGUUUCGGGCCUGCAAACAUGCUUCCAGAAAAAAGUAUCUCUCUGGCCGCUUUCCGCGUGUCGCCCACUCUCUCAGCGUCAAAAAUCGUUCCAAAUCUCGGCUGCACAUGCAAAGGGCGGGCUAAAACUAUCGGGAAUUGAUCUAUCUCCUAUGCCUGACGUGUGUGCAAAGUUGGAAGAAAAUCUGAGCGCCGCACUUGAAAAUGUUUCCUUGUUUUAAAUAAUAGGGCGUAGUCAUCAGAAACUCCACCAUUUUGCGACCAUACGAGAAAGUGACGUAAAUUUACUGAAAAACUUAAAAAUCUUGUUUGCCUUUGCCAAAAACUCCAAGCAUUACCCACAAACAAUAUCAACCAAAUAUCCAACCGUUUUGUUGUUGGUAAUUUGCUGCAACUCCCCUUUUUUCAGCCGAACGACAGCCCCCUCCCCAACGAACGCCCCUCAACGUCUUCGGCGUUGGAGCAGCGAUCGAGGCGGACCAGAAGAGAUACAUUGGAAGGUAAGGGCUUCGUUCACUUUCAUUCCAAUCUUUUAGAACUUACUGUCAGCGAGAAUGACCUCAAAUCUUCAAAUGCAAUGUUCCGAAGGCCAACCGAGUCAAGGCAGCGGAGGCUGAAGAGCCGGGAACGGCGCUAUAAUGAGAGUCAACGGAACGCUCAAGCAGCUCGAGGAGAGUCCAUGGAGAUUGAAGUGGAGAGUAUUACGAGUAAUGAGGUAACUGGUGUUUUUGUUGCAAUAAGAAAUUUCAAGUUAAACAGGGAUCUAGAGCAUAUUUAUGGCCAAAAAAUUGGCCUCAAAUCCAGCGUUAACCUAGAUAAAGAUCAGACAUUUCAAGUUAAGGUUUUGAGUCUGGCCAUUUUUCAUGGGUACGAUAACAAAAACGCUUAUGAAAAAAUCAUUUUUUGCCUUAUUAGAAAGUGGCAGGAAAGGCUACAAUGUAAUCAAAAUUUAGGUCAUAAAACUUUUAGCUGCCGACUCUCUUCGGUUUUCGUCCUCUUUUGCUUGAAAAAAUUGCUGAAUAAUUUUUUUCAUAUGUCGGGAAAAUAAUGAGCCCUCUGUCGCAUCCAAAAUCGCAUCACCGCCGGGAAAAUGAAUUGUCUCCUGAUAAAAUCAAACCGCCUUUCAGUUCAGCGAUGCGACUGUCGCAGUGACAUUUCGCUCAUUAUUUUCCCGACGGACUGAUAUUUCAGCGAAUACGGUAACAAUCAUAAAUAGUUAAUUUUGGUCUACCUCUUAAAAUUUUUUGGAAAACCCGUAGAAAAUUGUCACGAUGUAAACGCAAGACGUCUUUCAUACGGUUCUACUCGGUUUUCGUCCUCUCUUGCUUGUGAAGAUUGUUGAAUAUCUCGGCAGAGCCGAGCAAAGCUAAGACUUUCAGAAAUUGAUGUCAGUCUGUCGGGAAAAUAAUGAGCGCUCUUUCGCUGCGCCAAUCGCGUCGCUGAAGCGAUAAUUACAGUGAGGGACCGGAUCCAAUGGCAAAAAACGUCUCACUUUGCAUCUCGGAAGGGACCAAAAUGUCUCCAAACCCUUCCCUUCUGUAAGCUAAUUUGAAGAGCCCGCCUUGAAGGAAAGGGCGUGCUUUUCAAAGCGGAGUAUUUUAGCUUAGAGAAGAGAAUGGCCUGGAGUCAUUUUGGUCCCUUCCGGGAUGCAAUUUUCUCGGCGGUGAUGCGAUUUUCGAUGCGACAUAGUGCUCAUUAUUUUCCCGACAAACUGAUAUCUGGCCUAGACGGACCUUACAUACAUAAUUUCAAGAAAAUUUAAGUAUUGUGUCCCAAACCAAACAUCUCAAAUUUCAGAACUUUGCCGACGCCGAGGACGUGGACGAGAUCCUCAACGUCUCCAUUCCCUCGCUGGCUUCCAUUCGACAUUCCGGCGACAGUGUGACGCCCGUGGAGCGCUUCACUCGGCUCUCUACGUCGGCCAAGAGCCGCGAUUCCGGCUUCCUGGGGGAUACCGUGGGCGAACGAACGGCGGUUCGAUAA
Molecule: messenger RNA, 4727 nt
Organism: Bursaphelenchus xylophilus (pine wood nematode)
Lineage: Eukaryota; Metazoa; Nematoda; Chromadorea; Rhabditida; Aphelenchoididae
Source: the annotation of a GenBank genome assembly